GGUCUUAAUAAAUUUAUUGUCAACUAGGGUUAAAAAAGACAAAUAAAAAUUUAAGGAAAAAGACGUCGAAAAAGGUAACAUCGGAAAAGAAAAUUGCCGUCGUCGAGGCCGUCGUCGGAGGCGUUCCUUGAUCGUUGAUCCCCGUGAAGCGUCUUCGUUUAUCAAAAUUGAGAGGAUGGAUAAUUCAACGGCGGAGAAAGGGAGCCCGGGGCAAGAGCAGCAGGCUGCCGGAGUGGGGAUUCUUCUUCAGAUUAUGAUGCUUGUUCUUUCUUUCGUCGUUGGCCAUGUUCUUCGCCGCCACAAAUUCUACUACCUUCCCGAGGCCAGCGCUUCUUUGCUUAUUGGUUUGAUUGUUGGUGGACUUGCUAACAUCUCCGACACUGAAAGAAGCAUCAGGGCGUGGUUCAAUUUCCACGAGGAGUUCUUCUUCCUGUUUCUGCUACCUCCAAUCAUCUUUCAGUCAGGGUUUAGCCUAUCACCUAAACCCUUCUUCUCUAACUUUGGAGCCAUUGUCACAUUUGCUAUUUUUGGAACUUUUAUAGCUUCAGUUGUUACUGGAGUUUUAGUGUAUCUUGGUGGUCUUAUGUACCUCAUGUACAAACUCCCUUUUGUUGAAUGCCUAAUGUUUGGUGCUCUUAUAUCAGCGACCGACCCUGUUACUGUUCUUUCCAUAUUUCAGGAGCUUGGCACUGAUAUGAACCUCUAUGCUUUGGUCUUUGGGGAAUCCGUCUUAAAUGAUGCUAUGGCAAUAUCUUUGUACAGAACAAUGUCCGUUGUAAGAAGUAAUGACCCGUCUGGGCAGAACUUCUUUAUGGUGAUUGUCAGGUUUCUUGAGACCUUUGUUGGUUCUAUGUCUGCAGGGGUUGGAGUUGGAUUUACUUCUGCUCUACUCUUUAAGUAUGCUGGACUAGAUAUUGACAAUCUUCAAAACUUGGAGUGCUGUCUUUUUGUCCUUUUUCCUUACUUUUCGUACAUGCUUGCGGAAGGUCUUGGUCUCUCUGGUAUUGUCUCAAUAUUGUUCACAGGAAUUGUGAUGAAGCACUACACAUUCUCAAAUUUAUCAGAAAAUUCUCAGCAUUUUGUAUCCGACUUUUUUCACUUAAUAUCAUCAUUGGCUGAGACAUUCAUAUUUAUAUACAUGGGUUUUGAUAUUGCCAUGGAAAAGCACAGCUGGUCGCAUGUGGGAUUUAUCUUUUUCUCAAUUUUAUUUAUUGCAAUUGCCAGGGCUGUUAAUGUCUUUUCUUGUGCGUAUCUGAUCAAUUUGGUUCGUCCUGCACAUCGGCAAAUACCUUCGAAGCACCAAAAAGCACUUUGCUACAGUGGACUUCGAGGGGCAAUGGCUUUUGCCCUUGCCCUGCAAUCUGUUCAUGAUCUUCAAGAAGGGCACGGGCAGAUUAUAUUCACUGCAACAACUGCCAUAGUUGUUUUGACGGUGUUGUUAAUUGGAGGUUCAACAGGUACGAUGCUAGAAGCUCUGCAAGUUGUGGGGGAUGGCCAUGAUGCCCACUUGGGAGAAGGCUUUGAGGGUAAUAAUGGAUAUGUUCCUACAUCUCACGAGGAAGAUGAAACAACAGGGAAUAAGUUAAGGAUGAAACUGAAAGAGUUCCACAGAAGUGCGGCAUCAUUCUCUGAAAUAGAUAGGAACUACCUCACCCCAUUCUUCACGAGCCAGAAUGGAGAUUCUGAAGAUGAGGAGGAUGAUCCAAUGCCUAGUUCUAGAAGGGGAGUAUACCACGGACAUAGCUGAUACUACAAGACAAGCGGAUGACAACACAUCUGCUGGUACACGGAACUAACUUUAUAAAUAUUUUACGAUGCACUGCAUGUCCAGUUGGAGGGAAUUGCAGUAGUGUACAUAAUUAAAGACCACCUCAUUUCUCUCGUCCUGCAUUCUAGGGUACUCUUGCUAUGAAGAUGACAUCUAUGGCAUGCGUUGUGUGUAUAGUUGGCAUUGUUUUUCGUGAUGUCGACAAAGGAUUAGGAUUAUAUGAACAUGGUGUAAUUGUUUCGCCAAGAAAAUUAGGCUGUUGGAGUUAUGUAGGAGAUAAUGCAUGUUUAAUGUGUUCUAGUGAUAUAUACUUUUCUUUUUUCAUAUUUAACAGUGAUUCUUGUGUUGAUGAAAAAAUGAAAUUACAGGAGAAUACUUUGAUUGCAUUAAUGGUGACUGUAACCGACUCGGUCUACGAGAUCUGGUAGGAAAUAUUUUUCUUAGAUGUAGAAACAAGCUGCUUCUUGUAGUUAUCAAUAAUUUUAACAUCGUAGGCAUUCAUAACA
Molecule: messenger RNA, 2274 nt
Organism: Gossypium raimondii (Peruvian cotton)
Lineage: Eukaryota; Viridiplantae; Streptophyta; Magnoliopsida; Malvales; Malvaceae
Product: sodium/hydrogen exchanger 6
Exons: 22
Coding region: 176-1747 (523 amino acids)
Biological process (GO): sodium ion transport; proton transmembrane transport; regulation of pH
Cellular component (GO): membrane; endosome
Molecular function (GO): sodium:proton antiporter activity
Source: RefSeq, a predicted model, not a curated record